Molecule: messenger RNA, 1401 nt
Organism: Mobula hypostoma (lesser devil ray)
Lineage: Eukaryota; Metazoa; Chordata; Chondrichthyes; Myliobatiformes; Myliobatidae
Exons: 10
Coding region: 1-1401 (466 amino acids)
Biological process (GO): positive regulation of lymphocyte activation; positive regulation of cell population proliferation; positive regulation of killing of cells of another organism
Cellular component (GO): cell surface
Molecular function (GO): (1->3)-beta-D-glucan binding; pattern recognition receptor activity
Source: RefSeq, a predicted model, not a curated record
AUGGGUCAACUGGAGAGGCGCUUGUUAUUUCAUAUCAACGGUGACAAAAUCUCACACUGGAGCGAAGCAAAAAUGUUCAAACAGUGGUUGAAGGCUGCUGGAAAUGAGCUCACUCGAGGAAAAGGUAUGUGCCAAACCAUAACAGACGUGUUGCCAGGGAUGGGUCAACAGGAGAGGCACUUUCAUAUCAACGGUGACAAAAUCUCACACUGGAGCGAAGCAAAAAUGUUCAACCAGUCGUUGAAAACUGCUGGAAAUCAGCUCACCCGAGGAAAAGCUGUCCAUCUGGUGUUUGCUGGAGUCGGUCUGACCGCCUUCUCAACACGGGCUUCCUCUGCCAACUGCUCCUUCCCCUUCGUCAGCUCAGAGACGCAGAGAGUCCUGAACAAGAUGGACGAGGGCAAGACUUACGUGAAUGUGAAGUUCGCAAACACGGGCCCACAGUCUCCUUCCAACGGCGGUCUGACCUCCACCUACUCAGAGCUGAACUUUCCGAAGGACGAACGUCUCAUUGAUGAGUUUGAGGAUCCUCCCACCUCCUCGAGGCCCGGCGCGCGGCCAAUCACUGCACAGACAGACGGCCUGACCUCCAUCUACUCAGAGCUGAACUUCCCGAAAAACGAACCCGUCAUCGAUGAGGACGAGGAUCCUCCCAUUGCCUCGGGACCCGGAGGGAUGCCAACAAAUGCACAAACAGGUGCGCAUGAACAGGAGUCCAAACUGAAGAUCGUAAAUAGACCAUACCGUCAGAUCUGCCUAAUCUGCAUAGUUACGUUCCCCCUCAUUGUGAUAGUGAUCGGACUCUCGAUCCAUGUAUCACAGAUUCGUCAGUCCAAGUUCACCCUCGACCGAAACUACCAUGAGUUAAACUCAACCCUUCAAUCCAAGAUCAACGAGAUGGAAAUGAAGUACAAAUCUGUCAACGAAACCAAGGCUAAAAUCUGUGAAUUGUUGACCAGCAGAAGAGAGCAAGCAUUUUCCCAGGACUGGUUCAGAAAUGAAGUCGGGUGUUAUUUUAUAUCCACGAUUGAAAGAUCCUACGCUGAGGCGAAGCGGCGUUGUGCGAACUCUGAUUCUAAUCUGCUGGAAAUAAAUUCAGCAGAAGAAGAGUUCACACAGAAGUUGAUCAGUGACGCACUCUGUGAGCCCAUCAAUGUGCUAUCCAUGUGGCUCACAGGGUGCCUGUCAGUCUGUCACCUCAAAACAACCCUGCAGCGCCUGCAAGUGGCCUCUUAUGUCGUGUACAAGAAGCAAGCUAGAAAUUUCGAAUGCAUUGAAUGUGAACGUGCCGGUUGCAAAAACGCUCAGCGCCGUUUCAUCUGUGAGAAAUCGGCAUCUUUGUGCCCAGAUAUUCGUGAAAAGAUCCAGGAUCUCUGUCAACAGCCCGUGGGGCCGACUUGA